UGCUAUGGUGCUUCUCCACUUCUCCCCCCUCUAACCAAACAUGUCCUUUUUAUUCUGAGAGCGCCCGCCCCCUUUUUGGGUCCUCCCAGCGAGACAUAGAGAUUGCUAACGUGCGCACCCCUGGGCCAGUGAGGGGGGCGUAGGAUAAUGGAGUCCCCAUCGUUCGUAUCGAAAGCGAGGACAGCCUUCCAUUCCGCCGCGGCUAAAGCGGAGCGAGUCCUCUCUGACUUGAAGCAACCCGAUCGCCCAGAUUCCGAUAAGACUUCGCCGCGGAGUUUGGCCCAGCAAGCCGAGGAUGAAUCGCCCGGGGAGUCCAAGUCUUCGAAUGAAUCAAGGACUUUGAGGUGGAGACCCCCGAACAUAGGGACAAAGCAGGAAUGGCAGGAUAGGAAGCAGGAAUGGCAGGAUAAGUUGAGGAAUAUUGGGAAAGGGAAGAAAGGAGUUGAGGAGGUGGAGAAGGCUGAAUAUUCGCCCAUGGCGGUUCCUUAUUAUGAUGAGAAUCUGUACAUUCUGAACAUGAAAAAUGAUAUGGAAGCAAAGGGGGCAGAUCUAAUUCCCUCUGUUGAAAGCCUAGCUGCAGACAACAUAGUCAUUCCGCCAUUAUCUGUUAUGAGGCAACUGGCCACAGCAGUUGAAGCUGGAAAGAAGUCCAAAUCAAUGAAAGAUCUUUUGGGUUCAUCAGGAAACUCCUCACCAGUCAGAGAGAGAGGGGGUCUGAGUCUCUCUGCAAUGAAGUCAUUAGUGCUUCGCGAAAAGGAUGAAAAGCUAUCUGAUUUUAGUCGUAAUGAGAAAGUUCUCUCAUUGAUUCUUUCUCUAUUUGAUGCAGAGGGAAAAUUUCUGGGACGGAAGAUCGAUUCUGGGUCAGACGCGAUUACUACGGCAUCUAUGCCCAAAGAUAUUCAUGGUGCUCCUCCUGAAAGCCUUGUGGUUAAGUUAGCUGAAGUCAUUGGGAGCUUCAGAACCCUUAAAAAAAUGACACUCUUUUGGUGUAGUGUUGUUUCCGAACUUAGAAGACUUUGGUCUGAAGAAGCAUAUGUACCUAGCAUCCCCGUUGAUGAGAUUCCAGAUCUGAAUUCCUGUCUUUUGUACCAGCAGUUGCAAGUUCUCAAUUGUUGUGUUUCCAGGAAAAGGCGACGUGAUAUUGCCACUCAAACACUAGACUUUGUAAUUAGAGAAGCCAGUCCAAAUGCUGAAGAAUCAUCUGUUUCUAUGGACAAUGCUUCGGGCCCUAUUUUGUAUGCUCGAAUAGGAACUGGAGAACUAGUUCUCCGACUAGGCGCUGAUCGCCCUUAUAGUAACCUAAAAUUGUUGGAAACUGGUGAACUUAUGUACGCCCCUGUCACUCAGGAAGGACCUUUACUUACUGAAGACCUGAUCAAGGAAACAGAGGAGUUUGUGCUUCGAACAGGAAGUGUUGGUGCUGGAUGUUCUCAACUCCUCUCUGACAUGCAGGCUUUCAAGGCAGCAAAUCCUGGUUGUAUUUUGGAAGAUUUUGUGAGAUGGCAUUCUCCUCCCGAUUGGACAGAGGCUGAGCCAGGUAUGGAGGCUAUAACUCUGGAAGGUAAUGAUGUAUCAUCCACAAAAGGCCAAUUAAGCAGCCGAAUGCAAAAAGCAGGCAAUCUUUGGCGUGAGCUAUGGGAUACAUCCAAACCAGUUCCUGCAGUAAAACAAGUACCCCUCUUUGAUGAGGACUUGGCUGUAGAAGGUAUUCUGGAUGGAUUUGAGGACAUCUCCCCUUCCGAGCUUUUUGAGCAGCUGUUUAUCUCCUUGCUUGGUUUAGGCUUUGAAAUUGCUGAGGAUAAAUUGUCCACCAACAGUGAUUUUUCAAAGCUAUUCUUUGAAUGCAAGGACUUUGUGGUAUCCACUUGUCAAGGCAAAAUGUGGACAGAGAAGGUUGACGAGCUUUGUCAGGUAUUUGAAACAGUUGAGGCUAUGAUACUGAAUCCAGAUGAAGUUUUAAGAAUAAUGAAGCAGCCGGAGGAAGCCAUGACCCCUUCUCCUUCUAAUGAACCAAAAAGCCGUUUCAGGCGGCUGACCCUCAACUUUGGUGGCAAAGAUAGACAGUUAAAAAAAUCAGCAUCUAAGGACCAAAAGAACUCACAAAGCCCCAGUAGCCAACCAUUUUCGAGUUUCUUCGACAACAAAUCAUCAUUGUUUUCAAAAAAGCCUCCUAAGCCUGAAAAUGCAUCCCCUGUUGAAAAGCCGUCAAUCACAGAAGACGGUGAUUGGACUGUUGUUUAGAUACAACCUUUUUUUUUUUUUUUUCCAUUUUUUUCCCUUUCGGUCCUUUGGCCGUAAAUGUAAAUUGUUUCACAAAACGAGCUAAUGGAGGUUACCAUUAGCCGUAUCCAAAGUUAAUUUCUUGUUUGAUUAUAUAGGAAUGAAGGAUGAAAUAGAAUUUUUACUGGUGUA
This is a messenger RNA of Argentina anserina (silverweed cinquefoil), 2412 nucleotides long. RefSeq lists its product as uncharacterized. Bases 148 to 2241 code for a protein of 697 amino acids. Gene Ontology annotation, molecular function: GTPase activator activity. Gene Ontology annotation, biological process: positive regulation of GTPase activity. The transcript is spliced from 14 exons. The record is from RefSeq and is a predicted model, not a curated record. Lineage: Eukaryota; Viridiplantae; Streptophyta; Magnoliopsida; Rosales; Rosaceae.